AUGUCCUCAGUCUUCUAUGUAGAGGUUGGAGACGCAGAUCUGGAUCCCAACGCAGGAGGCGGUAAUCCUGAAGAGGGUGAGUUUAUCGAGGUGGUCUACUGGCCGGUGGAACGUGCAGACGAUUUGUUGUUCCUCACUGAGACCGGCACACCGGUUUCGGCUACUGUUGUGCUCGCGGUCCUUUGGUUCCAGCGUCAUAUUCUCCCCUCCCUCUGCCUUUCGUCGAAGAGCUGA
Molecule: messenger RNA, 234 nt
Organism: Hydatigera taeniaeformis
Lineage: Eukaryota; Metazoa; Platyhelminthes; Cestoda; Cyclophyllidea; Taeniidae
Source: the annotation of a GenBank genome assembly